ACGUUAUUUUCAUUUAAUUUCACAUGGGGGUAAGUUACACUCGAUUGACAACGGACCUACUAUGUAUAACGAAAUUAUUAUAGUCAUUUUUUCUUUCUAUAUAGUAUUACUCUCUAAUGGUUCCUUUCUCUUUAGAACAAAAUAAUUUGCAAGAAUAUUUAUAGCAGCCCACUUCAGACCGCAGCCUAUAGCUUUAGCACUCUCUCUCUAAAAUGGGAAAACAAAUCAACAUAGAGAGUAGUGCUACUCAUCAUCAAGACAAUAAUGUUUCCGUUAUAACAGCCUCGACCGUCGCCGCCACGAUUUCCUCCUCCGUGGUAACGUCUUCGUCAGAGUCUUGGUCUACAUCCAAAAGGUCGUUAGUGCAAGACAAUGGCGUCGGAGGAAAACGGCGGAAGAUCAGCAACGUCAGCGAUGAUAAUAAGAAUCCGACGUCGUAUAGAGGAGUGAGGAUGAGGAGUUGGGGGAAAUGGGUGUCGGAGAUUAGAGAGCCGAGGAAGAAAUCAAGAAUAUGGCUUGGCACUUAUCCAACGGCUGAGAUGGCAGCUCGUGCUCAUGAUGUGGCGGCUUUAGCUAUUAAAGGCAACUCCGGUUAUCUCAAUUUCCCUGAAUUAUCCGGUUUGCUUCCUCGUCCGGUUAGCUGCUCUCCUAAGGAUAUACAAGCUGCAGCUACCAAAGCCGCCGAAGCAACCACGUGGCAAAAACCGAUUAUCAAUGAGAAAUUAGCCGAACCGGAAGGUGAUGAGCUAAGCCACUCUGAAUUGUUGUCUACGGCUCAGUCUUCGACUUCGAGUUGUUUCGUGUUUUCUUCGGACACGUCGGAGACUUCUAGUACGGACAAGGAAAGCAACGAAGAGAAGGUGUUUGAUUUACCGGACCUUUUCACGGACGGGCUGAUGAACCAAAACGACGCGUUUUGCUUAUGCAACGGCACUUUUACGUGGCAGCUUUACGGAGAGGAUGUGGGAUUAAGGUUUGAAGAGCCGUUUAACUGGCAAAAUGACUAAACCACCCUCCACUUGCUUACUAACAUAAGUAUAGUUUUCUUAUUAAAGAACAUAUAUAUAGUUCCAGUAUGGUAUUAACUAAACUUUUAUAUCCCUUUUUUUCUUUUCUGGUUUUCUACAUUUCUUACUUUGUGAAAACAUUGAGCUUCUUGUUUUGAAUAUUUACUGUGUUUCAAAAUUGAAGUAAA
Molecule: messenger RNA, 1195 nt
Organism: Arabidopsis lyrata subsp. lyrata
Lineage: Eukaryota; Viridiplantae; Streptophyta; Magnoliopsida; Brassicales; Brassicaceae
Product: ethylene-responsive transcription factor ERF035
Exons: 1
Coding region: 213-1007 (264 amino acids)
Biological process (GO): regulation of DNA-templated transcription
Molecular function (GO): DNA binding; DNA-binding transcription factor activity
Source: RefSeq, a predicted model, not a curated record